Molecule: messenger RNA, 3892 nt
Organism: Anolis carolinensis (green anole)
Lineage: Eukaryota; Metazoa; Chordata; Lepidosauria; Squamata; Anolidae
Gene: hs1bp3
Product: HCLS1 binding protein 3
Exons: 7
Coding region: 106-1254 (382 amino acids)
Molecular function (GO): phosphatidylinositol binding
Source: RefSeq, a predicted model, not a curated record
AAGGCGGAAGAGGAUUGCGUGAGAUCUCGGCCUGGCUGCCAAGGGAGCGCUUCCUCCCCACUUCCCCCGAAGUUUGGGGCCCAUUGCUUUGGAAGGGGCCUCGCCAUGCAGCCGGCCGUCUUGGUCACCACCAGAUCUCUUCAAAAUGCUCACACAGGGAUAGAUCUGUCUGUCCCAGAGUACCAGGAAAUCCGUGGAAAGAUGCUUUCUGGCCAUGUGGAAUACAACAUCGUUGUUGUUACUCAGGUGGCUGCAUUCAAAUCAGCAAAGCACAAGCCAGAAGAUAUCAUCCAGUUUAUGGUUUCUAAAAAAUACAGUGAGAUUGAAGAGUUUUAUCAAAAGCUGGUCACACGUUAUCCCCAGGCCUCUCUGCCACCGCUGCCAAGGAAAGUGCUGUUCGUUGGAGAAUCUGAUAUUCGAGAACGAAGAGUUGCCUUCAAUGAGAUCAUGAGAUCCAUUGCAAAGGAUGCGGGUCUUGCCACAAGCCCAGAAUUACUGGAAUUCCUAGGAACUAGAUCUUCUAUCACCACUGAUGUUAAGGGGAAAAACCUGCCUGAUAAGGAAGAGGAGGAUGAAGAAAAUGAAGCCUUUGAUUUCUUCAAAGAAGAGAGAAUUUCUGAUGUCAUUCCCCAGUUCCCUUCACCAAAAAAACCAGAGGUUAAAGUGGAAAAAGAAAAGGAGGAGGACGAGGACGAGGAGGAGGAAGAUGUUGAUCCACUUGGUGUUCUCAAAUCUAAAAAGACCAAGAAGCCCAAGCCUUCUCCAGCGAAAAAAAACAAUCCAGCACUAACCAUUUUUGAUGAAGAAGUGAAUCAAGAUGAAGGAUUGUUUGGCUCUUCUAAAGAUUUUCCAUUCAGUAGCAACAAAAGGAUUUUGGCAGCCAAUGAAAAUCUCAAAUUAUUUGAAGAUCCUGAUCUUGGUGGAGUGGUAGCUCUUGGUGACUCAUUGUUAUUGCCGACUGCCUGUGCAAGUCAACAACAUGCAUUAAGCGCUAGCCUUGAAGAGGACACUGAGCAACUGCUGAGAGUGGAAGAUGAUUUUGAGAAAAUGUGGAAGCCCAAGUCCAAACCCAAGUUACCACCUAAGCCAAUAGUACCUAAGAAGCCUUCAACAGCAGCUCCUAAAGUCCCCGAAACACCAGUCUUGAAAUCCAAGCCAACGGAAGUGAAGAUCCAAGCCAUGGGCGGAGUUGAUAUUCUCAAGUACAUUCAGGAAAAUGAAUCUGUUAGCAGUGAAGAACCAAGUCUGUUCUGAAAAACAAAUGGAUGAGAAUCUUUCUCAGGAAGAUAUCCCGACACCAGCCUUCUGCAUGAAGAUGGACAGAGAGAAUUUUUUUGCCAGGGAUCUUGGUUGCCUCUUCACAUACUGCCUCAUUUAGAUAAAGAAAAAAGGAAUAUUGGUUCAGACUGUGACAAGGAGGAGAUAAUGAUUGCAUGUGUUUUUUACUACAAAGCAAUUAUAGUCUAAUCAAUGAUGCCUUAUUUUUAAGAUAAUGUAAAGAGUGGGGCUAGAAUUACGUUGAAAACCUAGUUCCUUGUUCUGAAGCUGUUGAUCACACUAAUGAAAUGCUUUCAUAGAGCAUAGCAUGGGCCAAACAGAUCUUUUUGGUUAAUGACAAAAGGGCUAAGGAAUAAUGGCUACAGACCAAAUAGUGUGGGUGGUGAAGUAAUAUUAAAUAAUAUUAUGGGUUCUUGUUUACUUUUGUAAACUGGAAAUAAUUUAAUUUCUUUGUCUUAUCUCUCCUGGGAAGAUCUUGCUGGAAAUUGUGUCAUACUACUAGAAGGGAGGGUGAGGCAAUCAUCUCAGACAACAGAUGCCUGAAGAUUAGCAUUGGUAGCCAUCAAGGCAUUCAUGACCAGCCCCUUGGCCUUUUCCCUCAGUUGGGGUCUCCCUACCCUAGUCUCAGAAUUUAGAGCUGCAUUUGUCCACCUCCAACAAUGUAUGUGUUAGAUCCUCCAGUAGGACUUUAUGGUAUUCUUGGGUCUGAGGUUUUUCAUUUCAGUAGGGUUUGCUAUUAUCCAUGGAUUCAUAUAUCCAUCAAAGUCCAAGUGUACGCCGCCUUGGGUCCCUUCGGGUGAGAAGGGUGGGAUAUAAAUGUUGGAAAUAAAUAAAUAAAUAAAUAAAUAAUAAGAAUGUAUCCCUCACAGGUAUGGGGGUUGUACCAUAUUACACUUUGAUCAUUAAAUUAGACAUACUGUUUUUUCUGGACAUAUAAAAUUACCUAACUUUUUAAAUGAACCUACCCAUAGCUUUCCCAUUACUUCCAACUCAGGUGAUUGAGGCCCACAAAAUAAAUUUAAGCCAUACAGCUAUAUUGAUUGCCUUUUGAAUAUAGACUGAUUUGAAAAGGGAAGGAAAGUAUUUGAAGCACUUUAAUAUAUAUAUAUAUAGUGUGUGAGAUGCCUGUAACACUGUUUGAAUAAAGUGAAAUUAUUAACUAGUGCUGAAAUUAAAUAUUCUCUCCUGGAAAAGAGAAACAUGAUGGUGCAUGUCAUCAUAUGAAAUGAUAAACUUACAAUAGCUGUACAAGUUGGAUUGGAAAACAUAGCCAUGUUAGGGUUUAACAUUAUUUAAUUUUAGCAUUAAAAGAUAUAAUGAUUAAGGGCCUGCCUGCUCGCUGCUUGGCAUCAGCUAUAUCUGUGCAGGGAGCCUUCACACACACACACACACACACACACACCCGCCCCGCUGCCUUGCUGCCCGGCCACUUUAAGAGCUCCUACCUCCUUGCUGCCCAGUACCUGCAACAUCUGCUAAUGUGUGAGGACUACUUGCCUGGACUGCUCUCUGAGGCGGACCCCAUCACAAACCUUAAUUAUAAUUGCAUUGCCUACAAGAUCGAUCAUUGAAAGCUAUACAAAUCAUCAUACAAUCAUGUCUGGUGGUUUGUAUAGUUUUAAAUGAUUUUAAUGUAGAGUUAUAUGUUACUGUUUUAAGAUAUGUGAUGUAUUGUUUUUAUAUGUAUGUGAGGCAUUGAAUUUUUGCCAUUUAUUACGCUGUACACCGCUUUAAGUCCCCCUGCGGGUGAGAAAAGCAGCAUAGAAAUGCAAUAAAUAAAUAAAGGAAUUCCUUUGAGACUGAGAAAAAGGGCACACUUCCAUAAACUUCAGUCCUCUUCAACUGAUCCAGAAGCUUAUGCCAGAAAUUUGUAUUUCUCAGGAAAUCCUAAUGGAGAUGGAACUAUUGUUGUAAAUGGAGCUUACAGACAGGUGCUGAAAUCCUGUAUAGCCUGUUAUGCUAUGUAGACCUAUGUAAGGUCCCUUCUACACUGCCAUAUAAUCCAGAUUAUCAAAGCCGUUAAUUCACAUUAUCUGCUUUAAAAUGGAUUAUAUGAGUUUACAUUGCCAUAUAACCCAGUUCAAAGCAGAUAAUCUGGAUUUUGUAUGGCAGUUUAGAAAGAGCCUAACCAUGUACUGAAUUGCAAAGAUGCGUAAUAAGACACUGACAAUAAGAUGCCCAGUGCUCAUUGAUGGCUAACAUACAUCAGGACUAAUAUAAUGCACUUACUAUAAUAAAAAUAUACAAAAAUGCAACUGGGUAAAGCCUGGAUAAAAUAAUAAUGAAGAAGGGUUAGUGGUGUGUCUUCAUCCCAAGAAAUGCAGAAUCAUCACCUGAAGUCUUUCUGUUUAUCUUCCUUUUCUUUAUGAGAAUGAAUUACAGACAGUGAAGUGGGGAAAUUUGGCAAAGGGGAAAAUGCAGGCAGGAGAUGCACCUUUUAAAGCUGCAUGUUGACAACAUAAAUAGUAUGAAUUUUAGUGUAUUUACUCAAAAGCAAAUCCCCUGCCUGUGGGUAUUUAAGAAUGCCACCCAAAAAAGUUCAGCUCCAGCUGUAACCCUCCUUAUUCUUUUGUCAUUUACUGUUUUAUUGAACCAUAAAGUCUUUGGGAGCUUU